AGACGGUCGGAUUCGAGCGGGCAAUAAGUUAUGUGCCCACUAUUAUAGUCUCGAUUUGUUUUCAUUUAUGUUCUAUAACAGGGACUAAUUAUAGUUAAAUAAAUCAUGGAUUCAACGUAAAUCAGGAGGAUAUAUUAGGACCAUCGUCAUGGCUUGCUUCUUGGAAUGUUUGACAAUCUAACAACAAAGUGACAAUUUUCACUUUUUGUUUUCAAUUUCGUCAAAACUACUAGUGCGCUUAAAAUUAAAUUGUAAAAUGUAUUCAGUCCGAUUUAAACCAACAAAUUUUGCUGUACAAUGCUUCAAAAACUGCAGAACCUAUUACACAGUUAAGAGGAAAGUUGUCAAAGAUGAAAAUUAUGUUGCCAGACAGAUAUAUCAAAAAAUCAAAGUGAAAGGUCCCAUGACAGUAGCCGAUUAUAUGAGGGAAGUGUUGACAAAUCCCAUGGCAGGAUAUUAUAUGCAUAAAGAUAUGUUUGGAGAAACUGGGGAUUUCAUAACUUCUCCAGAGGUAACACAAAUGUUCGGAGAGAUGGUGGCAGUCUGGUUACUGAAUGAAUGGCAGAAAAUGGGAUCUCCAAAACCUCUUCAGAUUGUUGAACUGGGACCUGGUAGAGGAACUUUAUCAUACGAUAUAGUGAAAGUCUUCAGCCAUUUUAAGGCUCUGCACAAGGCCAGUUUGCAGCUUGUGGAAAUCAGCCCCGUCCUGAGCGAACUACAGGCUAGAAGAUUAUGUGAUAAACAUACAAUAGUCAAUGAAAAAAUGGUAGUUUACAGAAAAGGAAGCAGUCCCCAUGAUAUACCGGUGCAAUGGUUUAGACAACUUAGCGACGUACCAAAUGCCUUCACUUUAUUGAUAGCACAUGAGUUCUUUGAUGCCCUUCCGAUUCACAAAUUCCACAAAACGUAUAGUGGAUAUAAGGAAGUUCUUAUCGAUAUCGACCCUGCCGCUGAAAAAAACCCUGAGAAUACCGAACCAAAAUUUAGGUACGUCCUUUCCCGAAAUGAAACCCCCAUGUUGAAAAGCCUGCUCAAACCGAAUGAAACCAGAGAUCACUUUGAGGCAUCUCCCGACUGCAUGCUCAUUUACAAACAGAUAUGUGAAAGAUUAAAGGCAACUGGAGGGCUCGCUUUGAUUUGUGACUACGGCCAUUAUGGAACAGGCACCGAUACUUUUAGGGCGUUCAAGAAGCACAAACAGGUUGAUCCGUUAGUGAUGCCUGGAACUGCGGAUUUGACUGCUGACGUUGAUUUCAAAACUAUUCGUGAGGUGGCAAAUAAAGUGGAGGGUAUUAUAACGAUGGGUCCUGCGAACCAAAGAGAUUUUCUACUCAAAACCGGACUUGAAUAUCGUUUCAAAGCUCUCAAAGAACAAGUGAAGGAUAAGAAACAUCUGGAAAACCUCACGGAAUGCUACAAAAUAUUGACGGACAAAGACAAAAUGGGUGAAAGGUUCAAAUUCUGCGCACUUUUCCCUGAAACCAUGAGAAAAAUUCUCGACAAAUGCCCUGUCGUAGGAUUCAACCAGUUCAUACCAUAAAAUGUGGCGGUGUACUUUACGGGAAGUUUGUUCACCCCCGUUAAACUGUGAUAAAAUGAAAAAACUGAAUUGUGCGUCGAAAUCUUUAUUACUUUCUUCUACUGUAUAUGAUACUUUUAAAAUGCCUUUGUAAAAAUAGUCGUAUCAGGAGAAACUGUUAAGUUACAGAUUCGUUGUUAUAAAGUAAUUUAUUGAAA
Molecule: messenger RNA, 1737 nt
Organism: Leptinotarsa decemlineata (Colorado potato beetle)
Lineage: Eukaryota; Metazoa; Arthropoda; Insecta; Coleoptera; Chrysomelidae
Product: protein arginine methyltransferase NDUFAF7, mitochondrial
Biological process (GO): mitochondrial respiratory chain complex I assembly
Cellular component (GO): mitochondrion
Molecular function (GO): protein-arginine omega-N symmetric methyltransferase activity
Source: RefSeq, a predicted model, not a curated record